UGAAGUGCGAGCGGCAUCCGUGUACCUCCUGUCUUAGCAACAAUUGAUUAUGAUAUUUUAUAAGUAACUCACUUUUGACUUUAUUAUUGCUAUUAAAUUCAUGCAAUGAUUUAUGUCAAAUUAUCUGUUUUAACAUUUCAAAUAUUCUAAAUAAAAUAUCCGGAUAGAUGUAAAUACAUAUAUAGAUAAGUAGUUUGUGCCAUUUUUGACCGAAUGGGUUUUAAAGUUAGUGUUUUUAAAUCGUUGUUGAAAUUAAUGUAUUUUAAAGUUUAAUAUAAUUAAUAGAUAGACAAGGGUCAUGUCGUUAUGAUAUACAUAAUGAUUAGGUCCUUCUGCAAUACAACUAUUGGGUCCAACUAUUACUGGAGUAACACUCAGAAUGUUUGAAGAAAAAGCUUUUGGAGAAUCCAGCUUGAUGUAAUGGGCAAUGAGAGUAAAUGGUGGACAUGGGGAAUGGAGGGAUAUGACAGGGAGUUAAAUCUAAGUAUUUAUACUUAUUCCACCUAUGAAGUUUGGAAUAGUACUAGUCAAAGUAUUUUUACUAUUGAAAACUUCACCCGUUUAUUUUCGGAUGAUUUUUUGACCUCUACUACUAUUCAAACUUCAACAACCCUGACCCACAACUUUAUCAUCACAGUGGUUGUGGCAACCAUACUUUUUAUUAUUAUCCUUAUCACCAUCAUCGGAAAUUUUUUUGUAAUGUCUGCCAUUCUGCUGGAACGACAUCUUCGACAAAACGUAGCAAAUUAUCUGAUUUUCUCUUUAGCAGUGGCAGAUCUGUUCGUAGCCUGUUUCGUCAUGCCUCUGGGAGCCUUGUACGAGGUAUCACAUAAAUGGAAACUUGGUGCUGUGCUUUGCGAUUUGUGGACAAGUAUUGAUGUUUUAUCUUGCACGGCAUCGAUUCUCCAUCUCGUUGCAAUAGGUGUAGAUAGGUGGUUGGCUGUUACAAGUAUCGACUACAUGCAUCAGAGAACAGGCAAACGAAUAGGCAUGAUGAUCUUUAUUGUUUGGUUAGUUUCAAUCUUCAUUUGCAUUGCUCCACUUUUUGGUUGGGAAGAUGCAGAUCGGGAGACAAGAAUUGUGAACAACCACACUUGUUUGAUUAAUCAGAAUGCAGAUUACCAAGUAUUUGCCACCAUAUCAUCAUUUUAUUUACCCUCAUUCGUUAUUCUUAUUCUCUAUUGGAAAAUAUAUCAAGUUGCACGCAAACGUAUCCGAAGAAGACCUGGUAAAACAUUACAUCAAGGUCACUUGAAAUCAAAUGACGAUUCUUCUAAAACAAUAGAGACAGGUCAUGCUGUUGGCGAUGCUCUAGCUCAAGCACAGGUUUCUGGAGGAAUAGCUGCAGCUGUUGUAGCUGUUAUUGGAAGACCACUUCCAACUGUAUCUG
Molecule: messenger RNA, 1390 nt
Organism: Chelonus insularis
Lineage: Eukaryota; Metazoa; Arthropoda; Insecta; Hymenoptera; Braconidae
Gene: 5-HT1
Product: 5-hydroxytryptamine receptor-like
Exons: 8
Biological process (GO): G protein-coupled receptor signaling pathway, coupled to cyclic nucleotide second messenger; chemical synaptic transmission
Cellular component (GO): plasma membrane; dendrite
Molecular function (GO): neurotransmitter receptor activity; G protein-coupled serotonin receptor activity
Source: RefSeq, a predicted model, not a curated record